GCCCCAGCAGCUCCAUAAAACAUUCAUUCUGUUUCUGCACCGUGAGGUUGCAAACGGCGGCGCUCGGACCUGACAGCGGGUCAGUCUUCUCUCCGCCUCUUAACUUGAGCAGCUCCAGCACAAAGGGGGGGAAACCAGGGACACGUUUCAGCAUUUACCGUUCAGUUCCCCAACCCCCGGCGGCUCUAUGGAUCGGACUUUACUGACUUCUGGGGAUCUUUGAUGCUGACACUCGGCGGCUGGAUGUGGAUCUGUUACCUUUCCUGUUUCGCUCUGGAGCGAUGCUGACUGCACCGUGGGACCCUCCUGUCCAAGCUGCAGCCUCCCGCUCGCCUCAGGCUUGACUUUGCCGGCUCUCGCCCCAUCCCACGGAGCUGUCCGACAGCCUGGUGCCUCUUGGAAAGCAACGCCGCCGCUGGGCGAUUACGGACAAGGCGAUGGCCGAAGGAAACCGGCUCCUUUUCCUAGCACUCUGCUUGCACUAUCUCCCUAAAGUUGAGGCUUGCCCCAAGGAUUGCACCUGUUACAGCGAGCCCAUGACUGUCAGCUGUCAACAGCAGGGUUUCAAAUCGAUUCCUGAGGGGAUCCCGCUCAGAAGCCAACGGAUCUUUCUUCAGAACAACAAGAUUCCCUUGGUGAGCUCCAGCAGCUUCAGCUCUCGGCAGAACCUGAGCGUGCUGUGGCUGCACUCCAAUAACAUCAGCGUCAUCCAAGCUGGGGCGUUCGCGGGCUUAGAGCGCCUGGAGGAGUUGGACAUUGGGGAAAAUAUCAACCUGCGCUCCCUGGCCCCCACCUCGUUCCGCGGCUUGGUGCGCCUUCACACCCUGCACCUUCACAGAUGCGGGCUCUCGGAGCUCCCAACGGGCAUCUUCAGAGGGUUGGUCUCCCUGCAAUACCUAUAUCUGCAGGAGAACGUGCUGGAGAAACUAGACGAUGACCUCUUUGCGGACAUGGGUAACCUCACUUCCUUGUUCUUGCAUGGCAACAGGAUCCGGACACUGUCAGAAAACGCGUUCAGGGGCUUGCGCAGCCUGGACAAGCUGUUACUGCAUCAAAAUCGGAUCAGCUUGGUGCACAGCAGGGCUUUUCAUGACCUGGGCAAACUGGGCUUGUUGUACCUCUUUAAUAACAACAUAACCGUGCUAACUGGACAGACCAUGGACCCUCUGAUCUCCCUGCAGUAUCUCCGGCUGAACGGUAACCAAUGGAUGUGUGACUGCCGGGCUAAAUCUCUCUGGGAUUGGUUCCGGCGUUUCCGGGGCUCCAGCUCUGUCCUGGAAUGUCACGUCCCGCCUCGACUGUUUCAGCGCGAUCUGAAAACGCUGGAUCGCCGCGAGCUGGAAACUUGCCUGGAUUCCUCUCACCAGAUCCGGACCAGCAUUUUCAGCACCAGGACCAGAUCCGGUAAACUGCCCACGGUGGAAACACCGUCCGGUGCGCGGGAUGGGGCCAUCAAGUGCUGCCAACCAGAUAGCGAGCAGUCCUCUCUCAUCUACACCAAAGGCAAACCGGCCCCUUCAUCGUACAACGGCAAAGAGUCCACCAACAAGCCGCUCAAGGACAAAGAGAACAUCUCCAAAAGCAGGUACACGAAAAACGACCUGUCCAAAAACGGGACCUAUAAAACUGGCUUGAGCGACGCUCCUGUGGGAACUUUCUCUGGCAAAAUAGACCAGUCAUUAGACAUGCUCAGUCCGGAACUAUUAAACAACCUGGACUCCUCCACGUCGCCCACGACGAAAAAGAAGCGAAAGUGUUAUAAAAAGCCUAAAACAGACUCAUCCCCGUGCCGCCUCAGUAAUGGGUCUCACAGUAAGCACUUGGGCAACACAGUGUUGGCAGCCGUGUGUCUCCUUCCGUUCUUGCUGCACCUUUGGUGAAAGGGACAGUGAUGGCUUUCCAGCACUGGCCCGGAGCAGUGCAGUACUUUCACUGGCCUCCACAGACAAUUCAAGAGAAACAAUUAAUAAAAGUGAAGAAAGCUUUGGUCGUUCAAAACAAAAGUAACUUGGAUGCCUUUAUUUAAAAAAAAAUGUAAAACCAGAAUUGUGUAUAUACUUGUAUGUGCUCAGUCAUUAAAAUAACAGAUUCGACCUUUCGAAUCCCAUCGAUUCAAGCUUUUGCAAGAAAUAAAAAAGGGACUGAAAACGACAAAAAUAAAGUUCCAAGUUUAAUUUGCUGAUCGAACAUCGAGUCAGUUUUACGGUGCACGAUCAGCCGCUUCAAAAACAGAGGCUGUUGGGAGGCGGAUCAAUAACUGGGAAUCCAUGUUCUGGUAUUUGCUAUGUCCUUUGUUGAAUUUUGAUUUGAGGAUCGUUUGAUUUGAUCUCCCGUGUGGAAUGUUGUUCUUAGGGCUCCGCUAUUGUUCUUUUUUACCCCUGCUCCUGACGUGCCAACUCCCCAUCAAUCUCACUCCCGCUGCAUUUGUUCCAGAAUGCCGCCAAACGCAGGCAAAAAAAAUUCUCAACAAAGCCGUGGACCCGUUUGAUUUUACUUGUGUAAAAGGUUGAAAUAUAUAAAAAAAAAUAAAAAAGCGAUUUUUUUAAGAUAUCCUUUUCGUCCAAGGCUCUGUGGGAUCGAAAGAAUGUUUAAUUGUUUUGAUUUUCGAAAGUAUUGUUGCAGAUUUAUCAUUCAGUCUGGAGUGUGGAGAUGAAAGCCAUAUCGAAAAUAACAAGACAGAGCUGAAAAGGGUGUCUCUGGCUGGGCAGAAAUGUAGGGAAUUUAACGUUACUCUAUGUUCUGCCGUUCUUUUCCAGCAUCCAGGCAAAGCUUCGAAAUGUUAGUUACUGGGAAUGUGUACUUGUCAUCUUUUUUUGUUUUGUAAACUGGUUAAAUGCACUCGAUUUAAAACAAAACAAAUUAAUCACGUUUACACGGGAUAGAUAGAAUUACAGCGUGGCUACAAUCAGAAUCAUUUGGACAAACAUUAGAAAAAGCAGCUCAUUUAAGGGAUACACCAUCUAAUUCCAAAUCUCUCCCAAAGAUACUGAAUGCAAUGAAUACACCCCCCGCCCCGGUCAGGAAUGGGCUUUCUCCCCAUUUACCCCCCUCCACAUAUGUCCCGCACAUUUUCAACAGCUUUCUAACCCUGUUUAACGGCCUAUCAAUUUGUGAAACCACUGCUAACCGCGUCUCAGUGUGACUGAACGGGGAUGAAGCAAUUUGGACCGAACAAUGAACAGUGUAGCGAAAUGACAAAGAACCAGGCUAUUCGGCCCAUCUGCUGCGUGCCCUUAUGUAUGCUCCAGGCGAAUCUCGUCGCCCCCACUGUACAUCGUGAGCCCAUCAGUAAAACAUCCUUUCCCCCGACUCGUGUAGCUUCCUAAUUCCGACCUUCUUAAUCUAUGAUAACACGGUGUGAAGCUGGAUGAACACAGCAGGCCAAGCAGCA
Messenger RNA from Stegostoma tigrinum, 3391 nucleotides. It is a transcript of the gene rtn4r, whose product is annotated as reticulon 4 receptor. Gene Ontology annotation, molecular function: protein binding. The record is from RefSeq and is a predicted model, not a curated record. The transcript is spliced from 2 exons. Lineage: Eukaryota; Metazoa; Chordata; Chondrichthyes; Orectolobiformes; Stegostomatidae. Bases 438 to 1880 code for a protein of 480 amino acids.